This is a messenger RNA of Glarea lozoyensis ATCC 20868, 1173 nucleotides long. Its product is annotated as Protein kinase-like (PK-like). The transcript is spliced from 5 exons. Lineage: Eukaryota; Fungi; Ascomycota; Leotiomycetes; Helotiales; Helotiaceae. Gene Ontology annotation, biological process: protein phosphorylation. The coding region runs from base 1 to 1173 and encodes 390 amino acids. The record is from RefSeq and is a predicted model, not a curated record. Gene Ontology annotation, molecular function: protein kinase activity; ATP binding.
AUGGAGAGUCUCGAUUCAUUCAAAGACACGGAUAAUUGUGAGCUGAGAAGUAGUCAGGAGCCGUUGUCGAAAUACCAAAAAGGAGGGUUUCAUCCACUGUGUCUUGGCGAGACGCUCCGUGAUGAGAGGUAUACAGUAAAGCAUAAACUUGGUUGGGGUGGGUUCUCGACUGUGUGGCUUGCGUGGGAUAAUCAAGAAGAGAAAUAUGUGGCGGUCAAAAUCUUGACUGCUGAUAGUCCAGCGUCAAUUGAAGCGCAGCAUCUGAAGGGCCUAGAUCAGGCGUCUAACGAAGGAUUAGAUGAAGUGUUCAUAGUCGAGCUCUUCGAUACUUUUGAGCUUGAAGGUCCGAAUGGGAAACAUCAGUGUUUAAUUUUCGAGGUUUUAGGACCUUCGCUUGCGGUCGUCCUCGAGUCGUAUUCGUUGACUAGCAAAGAGGUUCUGAAAGCCACGAAACAGUUAUUACACGCCGUUUCUUUUAUACAUGAGAACGGAUAUGGUCAUGGUGACAUCAGUAUUCGAAAUAUAGCAUACACACUCCCACAAGUUCCUACUUUCAAUCUCAUGGAUCACCUCGAUCAACCUCAAGUCCAUGAUCUGGUACUCAAAUCGGGGGAAGGUUUGCCUCCAGGCUUUCCAACCCAAAUCGUCAAGGCAGCAGAAUGGAAAACUCAGGAUAUUUUCGACGAAGCAGAUAUUCGUCUUCUAGACUUCGGUGAUACCUUCGAACAAGGUCAUGAGCCAGAUCAUCUCGCACAACCAAAUUCCUUACGAGCGCCUGAGACGAUUCUGACAGAUGGUUUUGAUUUCAAAGUCGACCUCUGGGAUGUUGGUGUUACGAUUUACGAAAUCAUAUUCAGAGAUCCUCCUUUCAUGUAUCUGGGCGAUGAGGAGGGAUUCAUCGCUUCUAUGCUUGCCUUUAUUGGAGGCGAGAUGCCAAAGGAGUGGGAUGAGGUGUAUCGGGAGAUUCAUAGGAAAGGUGGAAGGGAGUGGGAGGUGUUCGAGAAUGUACCCGAGAGCAAGCCGGGUCUCGAACGGAAAUUUGAAUCUCUCGAGGAUAAAUCGCUGAAACCUUUACUUGCUAUACUUCAAGGUUUGAUGAAGUUCAAUCCGGAAGAUCGGAUCUUAGCCUCGGAAGCACUAAAGAAGAUAUUUGACAUCGAGACGGUGCACUGA